Molecule: messenger RNA, 1071 nt
Organism: Camelina sativa (false flax)
Lineage: Eukaryota; Viridiplantae; Streptophyta; Magnoliopsida; Brassicales; Brassicaceae
Product: CRAL-TRIO domain-containing protein YKL091C
Source: RefSeq, a predicted model, not a curated record
GUCUCUGUCAACAUCAAAGCUAUUUACUUUUUCAACAGACUUUAUCGUGCGUCUGUACGGACCACAAAAGACUCUCUCUCUCUCUCUCUCUCUCUCUCUCUCUCUCUCUCUCUCUCUUUAUAUCUCUGAGAGAGUUUUGAGGAUCUGAUGAGAGCCAAAAAGAUCAUGGAGGAAAGCCAAGAACUUGCUGCCUUGACCCAGUUGAAAAAAUCCGUCGAGAAACUCUCUUCUUCCACUGAGGGAUAUGAGGAUCCGACACUGAUGAGGUUCCUGGUGGCAAGAUCAAUGGACCCAAACAAGGCAGCAAAGAUGUUUGUAGAUUGGCGAAAAUGGAGAGCCUCCAUGGUUCCUCCUACUGGGAUCCCUGACUUGGAAGUGAAAGAUGAAUUGGAAUUCAAAAAGAUCUGUCUUCAGGGUCCAACCAAAUCAGGACACCCUAUGGUGCUUGUCAUAACCUCUAAGCAUUUUCCUGCUAAGGAUCAAGCUAAAUUCAAGAAGUUCUGUGUUUAUUGUCUAGACAAAACAAUUGCAAGUGGCAUCAAAGGCAAAGAAGUAGGAGAUGAGAAGUUGGUUGCCGUUAUUGAUCUGGCAAACAUUACAUACAAGAACCUUGAUGCUCGUGGAUUGAUCACCGCCUUUCAAUUCUUACAAUCUUACUACCCGGAACGCCUUGAGAAAUGCUACAUCUUGCAUAUGCCUGGAUUCUUUGUGACCGUUUGGAAAUUUGUCUGCCGUUUUCUAGAGAAAGCAACUCAGGAAAAGAUUGUGAUAGUAACUAGUGGAGAAGAACAGAGAAAAUUCGAGGAGGAGAUUGGAGUCGAGGCUUUACCGGAAGAAUACGGUGGCCAAGCUAAGCUCACACUAAUCCAAGAUGUUGUUCUUCCUCAGACUACUCCAGUAGCUAUACCAAACAAUAAUGUUUAACUCUAAUAGUCUUUGGGAGUAUUAACCUGAAAACCCUAAACCCUCCUUUAAUCUAUUGGACUAUUAUUAUUUAUUUUCCUACUCCUUGAGUAUUUUAUUCAGUAAGAGAAUUUAGAACAAUAAUUUACAAAUAAAGCAAUUAAAACA